AUGUCGACUCCGGCACAAGAGCCACAGAAGAGAAAGAGGCUUAACUCAUUUGCGCAGGCUAUUUAUAGACUUGCACGAUGCUCUCUCCUAGAUUUCCAUUUAACAUGGAAUUUAGACAGUUCCUCGACAACGGAUAACAAAAGAAUUGACUAUUUAGAACGAAGAACGAUCAACAAUUCUUCAAGCUCUGAUUAUGAGAAUAUUGAAUAUGAAAAUUAUAUUGUUAAGACAGGUACAAACUCGCCGUUAACUCUUCACAUAAACGAAAGAAAAUGUUUAUCACUUCUAUUGUUUCUAAAGGACAAAAUCAGGGACAAACUGAAUCCGAUCAGCAUAUUUUUGGAUUAUAACUUAGCGGAUUCCCAACUUCAAAAAAAUGGAACAUACCCCGAUGCUAUCUUAAAUAUUUUCGCUCCUUCUGUUUAUAUCUUGGUGCCUAUACAAAAUAACUGUGGAGCUGAUAUGAUCUGCAUUCCAGAUUUGAAGUUGAAUGUUUCAAGCAUUUCCGACCAUUUCAUUCUCGGGUCUUUAGAAGAAUUGGAAAUUGUUAUCAAUAUCUUUAACGACGGUGAAGAUGCUCACGAAUCAGUUCUCUUCCUUGAAUUGCCCCCUGGAGCCUCUUACGUCAACAUAAAGCACAUUAAUGAGAAAUCUCUUGAUGUGUCAUGUUGUUUGGUUUCCAAUAAUAACAUUCAGCUAAUUACAUGCGAUGUGGGUAAUCCACUUCUCCAAAAUGACUCGGUUUCUUUCGUUGUGCGGAUAUCAAGUUAUAACGUAAAUUUUCAAACACGGGAAUUAAUCUUCAAACUUUUUGUAAACAGUUCAAACAACGAGAUGCCAACUCCAAGUUUUAGCAACGAAUAUGAACUUUUAAUUAAAGCAAAAUCUGUCAUUGACGUGGAGAUUCGCGGAGUUUCCCUCCCGCAACAAAUUUUUUGCAAUGAUACGAGAAUGACAUCAGAAAUUGACAAGGAAAGCUUUGAGGGAUCGUUGGUUACUCAUCUCUAUGAGAUAAUAAACUUAGGACCAGGUCAUAUAGACAAACUGUUUGUAUCCGUUAACUGGUCAGGAGAGAGCAGCAAAGUAAUGUUCCUUUUUUUAAAUGAUUCUUCUGUUCUACCAGGGAAAGUUUUCUGCAAGAUAUGCGAUGGUGCUAGAGAGAAAUGUGAAAUAAUUUGCGUCAUCCAUAAUCUUACGAAUAAGGAAAGCGUACUGAUAAGAAUUGAAGCAAAGAUCUACAUCAAUCUGAAUGAACAAGAUUAUUUUGAUCAGUAUAGUGCAUUCUCUUCAGAGGCUAGAGUUCUUAAACUUCAAGUACCAUACAAUGUCACACCAGUAUUCAAGAGCAAGCUCUUCAAAAUAACCACAAAAGUUUUCAUGCCAAUAACCUCGUACAUAAGAAGAGAAUUUUGGAAAUUUGUAAUAGGAAUCCUCGUCGGAUGUUCACUGCUGACAAUUGCGAUGCUCAUUUUAUAUGAGAAAGGAUUUUUUAAAAGAAAAAAAAUCGACGACGAAGAUUAUGAAGAUAUUCGGCCCCACAAGACAUACAAGGAAAUUAAAACGGCUGAUGUCGAUUACUAUUAA
Messenger RNA from Helobdella robusta, 1584 nucleotides. RefSeq lists its product as hypothetical. Gene Ontology annotation, molecular function: integrin binding. Bases 1 to 1584 code for a protein of 527 amino acids. The transcript is spliced from 14 exons. Gene Ontology annotation, cellular component: external side of plasma membrane; integrin complex. NCBI's taxonomy places the organism in Eukaryota, Metazoa, Annelida, Clitellata, Rhynchobdellida, Glossiphoniidae. Gene Ontology annotation, biological process: cell-matrix adhesion; cell-cell adhesion; integrin-mediated signaling pathway. The record is from RefSeq and is a predicted model, not a curated record.